This is a messenger RNA of Trichogramma pretiosum, 417 nucleotides long. RefSeq names its product cuticle protein 7-like. The transcript has 4 exons. The coding region runs from base 1 to 417 and encodes 138 amino acids. The record is from RefSeq and is a predicted model, not a curated record. NCBI's taxonomy places the organism in Eukaryota, Metazoa, Arthropoda, Insecta, Hymenoptera, Trichogrammatidae. Gene Ontology annotation, cellular component: extracellular matrix.
AUGAACAAAGUACUGUUUUUUAUUCUUAUUUUUGUCUGCUUAACAGUUGACGCAGAUCCUGGUAAAGAAAAAAGAAGCCACGGACACCAUAAGGCUCAUUCGUUUCAACACUUUCACGGACCGGUUCACGGUCAUCACGAAAAAGUAGAAUGGUGGGACAAACACGGUCACGAGCACCACGAUUACGUUGCUCAUCCUAAAUACAAAUUCGCUUACGGCGUCAUGGAUCAUCAUACUCAUGAUUUCCAUGGACAAAAAGAGCACCGCGACGGAAAAGAAGUGCACGGAGAAUACCAAAUUCAUGAACCUGGUGGUAAUGUGCGUAAAGUCAAGUAUUAUGCAGAUCCUCAUGGCGGAUUUUUUGCUGAAGUUCAUAAUCACGGUGGCAACGAUCAUUCUGGCUAUGGGCGUCGUUGA